This is a messenger RNA of Hibiscus syriacus, 603 nucleotides long. Its product is annotated as secreted RxLR effector protein 161-like. The record is from RefSeq and is a predicted model, not a curated record. Bases 1 to 603 code for a protein of 200 amino acids. Lineage: Eukaryota; Viridiplantae; Streptophyta; Magnoliopsida; Malvales; Malvaceae. The transcript has a single exon.
AUGCACAAACCAUGCGAAGGACAUUGGGUAGCUGUUAAAAGCAUUUUGCGUUACCUGGCGAGAACAAUACACUAUGGCUUAGUCUUCCAUGCAAAUAGUUCUGCUUCCAAACUUGUUGCUUUCGCUAAUGCUGAUUGGGGAAACAAUCUUGACGAUCGAAGGUCAAUCUCUCGGCCGUGUGUGUUCCUUGGCAGCAAUUUGAUAUCGUGGAGCUCAAGAAAGCAGAAAACUAUGGCACGAUCCACCACUGAAACCGAGUAUAAGAGUAUUGCAGACACUGUUUCUGAAGUUGUAUGGCUUCGAACGUUGCUGCGUAACAUGCAUGUGAAACAAGUGGAAACUACGGUCAUACGGAGUGAUAAUACGAGCGCAGUGGCAAUAAGCUCAAAUCCAGUCUUUCAUGUAAAAUCCAAAUAUGUGGAGCUGAUGUGCUUUGUACGCAAGAAAUUAACGAAAAAAGAACUUAGUGUGAGUUAUGUUCCUGAACCUCAUCACCUUGCCGAUAGCUUGACAAAGCCCUUGUCCAAAUCUUCCUUUGCUUCAUUUCGAGAAAAGAUUCGAGUUACCAAUGGAGAAGCCCUUGAGGAUAUUAGAGAAUGUUAG